Messenger RNA from Pygocentrus nattereri (red-bellied piranha), 4484 nucleotides. RefSeq names its product nuclear receptor subfamily 5, group A, member 2 (gene nr5a2). Lineage: Eukaryota; Metazoa; Chordata; Actinopteri; Characiformes; Serrasalmidae. The record is from RefSeq and is a predicted model, not a curated record. Gene Ontology annotation, cellular component: RNA polymerase II transcription regulator complex. Gene Ontology annotation, biological process: regulation of transcription by RNA polymerase II; hormone-mediated signaling pathway; tissue development. Gene Ontology annotation, molecular function: RNA polymerase II cis-regulatory region sequence-specific DNA binding; nuclear receptor activity; zinc ion binding. The coding region runs from base 163 to 1833 and encodes 556 amino acids. The transcript is spliced from 8 exons.
CAUACUUUCCCUCACCUGUGAACAUGGAGCUGUGAACCAGUCAAACUCACAGCUCUCUCCGCCCGUGAGGGAGGACGGAAAAAUGACAAAACUUCUGAAGUAGAGUUUAGUUUCCCCACCUUAACUGAGCGGCCGCUGGGGUUUUUAAACUUUAAGCGUGCUAUGUCUUCAAGUCCUGUGAGUGAAGUAGGACCAGGUGAGUCCAGUGAGGAUGGGGCAAAUUUAGGUGGAUCACCGGGCGGAGCGGCGGGUCCCCUUCGGCUUUGCGGAGCUGUCAUGCUGCCCAAAGUCGAGUCAGACUCUCUGGGACUCGCUCGGUCGCAUGGGGAACAGGGCCACCACAUGCCUGGAAACAUGCAAGCCCCUCAGUUUAAAAUGAUGGACUACUCUUACGACGAAGACUUGGACGAGAUGUGUCCCGUAUGCGGAGACAAGGUGUCCGGGUAUCACUACGGUUUGCUCACCUGUGAGAGCUGCAAGGGUUUCUUCAAGCGCACGGUGCAGAACAACAAACGCUACACAUGCAUCGAGAACCAGAGCUGUCAGAUAGACAAAACCCAGCGUAAGCGUUGCCCCUACUGCCGCUUCCAGAAGUGCCUGAACGUCGGCAUGAAGCUGGAAGCCGUGAGGGCCGACCGUAUGCGCGGUGGCCGCAACAAGUUCGGCCCCAUGUACAAGCGGGACCGGGCAUUGAAGCAGCAGAAGAAGGCUCUGAUCCGAGCUAAUGGUCUGAAGCUGGAGGCCAUGACGCAAGCCAUGCAGACUGUGCCGGCUGACCUUACCAUCUCCUCAGCCAUCCAGAACAUUCACUCAGCCUCUAAGGGGCUCCCGCUUAGCCACCAUCACCACCACCACCACCACCACCAUCACCACAGCUCAUCCAGUGCUGGCCUGCCGCCCGCAGACUAUGACCGUAGCCCAUUUGUUACCUCCCCGGUCAGCAUGGCCAUGCCCCCCCAUGCAGGAGGCCUGCAGGGCUACCAAGCUUAUGGCCACUUCCAGAGCCGCACCAUCAAGUCCGAAUACCCCGACCCUUACACAAGCUCGCCUGAGUCCCUCAUGGGCUACCCCUACGUGGAGGCAUACCCUGGGGGCUCACCGCCCAGCUUUCCCCACCUCGUGGUGGAGCUCCUGAAGUGCGAACCCGAUGAGCCCCAGGUUCAAGCCAAGAUUCUGGCUUAUCUUCAGCAGGAGCAGGCCAGCCGAGGCAAGCACGAGAAACUGAACACUUUCGGCCUCAUGUGCAAAAUGGCUGACCAGACGCUCUUCUCCAUCGUGGAGUGGGCCAGAAGCAGCAUCUUCUUCCGUGAACUGAAGGUUGACGACCAAAUGAAGCUCCUCCAGAACUGCUGGAGCGAGCUGCUCAUCCUUGACCACAUUUUCCGGCAGGUGAUGCAUGCCAAAGAGGGCUCCAUCCUGCUGGUUACGGGGCAACAGGUGGAUUAUGCCCUAAUUGCCUCCCAAGCUGGGGCUACACUCAACAAUCUCCUGAGUCACGCACAGGAGCUGGUGAGCAAACUGCGUUCCCUCCAGCUGGACCAGAGGGAGUUUGUCUGCCUCAAGUUCCUGGUGCUGUUCAGCUUGGAUGUCAAGAACCUGGAGAACUUCCACUUGGUGGAGAGCGUCCAGGAGCAGGUCAACGCUGCACUGCUAGACUAUGUGAUGUGCAACUACCCUCAGCAGACAGACAAGUUUGGUCAGCUGCUGCUGCGGCUGCCAGAAAUCCGGGCUAUCAGUUUGCAGGCUGAGGAGUACCUCUACUACAAGCACCUGAACGGGGACGUGCCCUGCAACAACCUACUUAUUGAAAUGCUGCAUGCCAAACGCGCCUGAACACUGCAAACAAAGCGUUUUUCAACCCUUCUGGCUCGAUAUGCCACACACAUUUGCUCCCAGCAACACCCUUCCAGCCCAGCAUCAUCACCAACCAUAGCCUUCAAACAGAGACAGAUGCCUGCACACAGUGACAUGACGUUGUGGUAUCUUAACGGUGCGCUGAAUGGUUCAUGUUGAUUCCAUUGAUUUGUUUGGGCCAAACAGAAGGGGAGAGGAUGUAAAUUAACACUUGAAAGUUUGACAGUUUGGCUCACAUUUUUUUCCCCUGAUCCAAACAGAAAACAGAACAGUGAUGUAAUGACUUCUCAUCUCUUGGUACACUUCUGAUGAACUGCAAACAUCAUCACUUUGUGAUGCAGAUGAACUUAAAUAAACAAUAAAUACAUCUCACUUUCAUUAAGACUGAAACCGGAUGGGUUAAGAUGACCCUGAUUAUCCUCUCCUCCAAGACUUAAACUGCUUUGUCAGCUUCAGACCUAUAUUUCGAUCAACACUCAGCCAAACGGCUCCCUCAUGUCUGUUUUAAGGCACGCAAGUCACGAUAGAGCUUCAGUUGUGGAAUGAGGUGAACUGGAUUAGCUGGCAUUUUGGCAUGCCUGUAACUGUGCCACCCACAGAGACUAGUUUGCAGCCCCUCACCAAAAAAAGGAUAAUGCUGACAAAACACUGAUAAACAGCAUGUAUCUUUUAAAAUGGCAGGCAAUUCUUCCUCUAACGCAAGAGGCUAAUACAUACCAUUUUCCCCCCUCACAAAAAAAUCUGUUUAUUACAUUUUACCUCAAGACGAAUUACCUUGUUUUCAUUUAUAAGUUAUUACAUAGAUCUGUUUGCCAGUAUGAUUUUACCAAUGUGGUUUUGGAGAGAAAACACAACUCGACAACUAUCGUUGUUUCCCCCCUCAAACCCAACCUCUCAUUACAAGAUGGAAGACACAGUUCCAGAGCCAAGAUGAAGAAAUACUGCCUCAGUCAAAACAAGACCAAAGUCUGCUGCAGAACAAGAACAAAAAAAAGAAACAACCUUAACUAUCAGUAUUAUGAAUUUGUGAUGUCACAGUCAUGUGAGUCUUGCCUUAUUUCAUUAUCAUGCUAGCUAACCGUGCUGAUGUGAACUAUAACAUGUAAAAUAAAAAAGUAUAUAUAUAUAUAUAUAAAUAUAUAUAUAUAAAGUAUUAAUGUAAUACAAUUAAGAAGAGACAAGAGGUGUUUACAUUCAUGUGGUCAUGUGGGAGAGAACUGUGAUGUAAAUUGGAGGUGAGGUAAAUUGCAAAGCAAUGAUUUCUUAAAAAAAAGAAAGAAAAAGAAAGAUAGAAAAAAUAUGUUCCUCUGGUUUUGCUUUCUUUAGUGUGUACAGUUUUCAUCUUGACCAGUACUUAAUUAUGUCGUGAGACACUAAAAUCAGAGAGCAAUCUCACUUAAUAUUUGUGUUUUGAGCUGUUUGGUCAUUUGAUCACUUUUUCGCUGAUUGUGCUUUUUUUCUGUCAACUUUAUUUUGUUCUAACUUUCUAAAUGUGUCACUGGUUAAGCUUAAAGAUAAACAUAAUUUAUUGUGUCCUGGUUUCACCCAUGUGUUGAAGGUGGGGGGUCAUAAACAAUGUAUUUGUUUACUAAAGCAUGUUUUAAAAAAUGUAUAUAUACAAGAUGCAGUUCAGGAGCCAAAACGUGAUCCCAUUUAUUUACAUUAAAUGUCUGUCCAUCUCCCCACUGUAAAACAAUGAGGGCCAGUGUAUUCCAGUGAAGUGGUGUGACUGACUGUUGCGUCCUUUUCUAUAAUAGGGUUUAAAACGGAACAUGUUCAUCGCAGUCUUGUGUGUUCUAUACCAAAGACAGCAUCUGUCCUCUGACUUGUAAUUAUCUGUUCUGCAUCACAAUGAAUGGAUGACAGCUCUGAGCUUUUAUCUUCAUCUAUUGAUCAGACUGGCAUUCCAUAUGGUCAGUUGGAUGGCUCUGGAUGUCUUACACAAGUGUUGGGUCGUGAUUAGUGUUGGGACAACAAUCAGUUUCAACACAAUGUUUGUUUCAGUCAUUAAUUAAAAUAAGUACCAUGGUCUUAGCAUAUUUAUUGAAUUUUGACACGCACACACAAUAAACUCUCUUUACCUACUUUAGCUUUACAAUUCCUUCAAGUUUAGUCACACACAAAAAAACAAGCAUUUUACACAUGCAAAACUUGUCCCAAAUCUACUCAUGACAUUUAAGGAUCUUUUUUAAAAUGGUCUGAAAUACACUUAACUUAAUUCUAUAAUCAGUGUCUGCUCAAGAGAUACUCAUAUACCCCACUGUUUGUAAAGUUAAAUCCAAAACUGUUAAGAGUUUUAGGUCUUUUUAAAUGAUCUUGCUAGGAUCAGUUUAUGAAUUUCACAUCAUCCAUUGGAUUAUCAUAAUUGUCCAGAAUAUCACACUGCAUUUCCUGUCACUACCUUGACAAUCUCAAGCCAACUGCUCUCAUUUUCUCCUCGUCUCUGUAUGAUUAACCUUUCCCUCGAAGUUCUGCAGCUGCCUUGUAUGUCCACAAACCUGAGUGUUGAGAUUGUGAGCUACUUUACAAACCCUGGAUGCCACAGCCUGAGCCACUUCCUGCCAUGAAGAGUUUUCUUAGGAGCUGGUGGAAUCUAUCCCUCAUAUUUCAAUAAAUUACUAUUAUGCAAA